GCCUAUCUGGAAAGCAAAAGCAAUGUUAAAUGGCCCUUCAUGGUCUCCUUACAGACACCUGGCAAGAAGCAAGAGAAACACUUCUGCAGUGGCGCGAUCAUUAGUGAGCAAUUCGUCCUUGUCGCAGCCCAUUGCCUUACCAAACCAGUUGAAAAGAACUUGAGAUUGUUGAGCAUUGUUGCUGGCACCAAUCAGAUAUACAACAAUACGUAUACGCAACGUUUUCAAGUCAAAAACUUCAAACGGCACAAGCGUUUUGGACAGCAAUGUAGCGAUGAUAUUGCUAUUCUGCAUGUAGAGCCCAAGUUCCCCAAAGACAAAGCCCGCUUCACCACGAUUAACUACAAAAGUAACCGCAGAACGUUGGCAGGCAUGGGGGCUCUACUGCUUGAUUGGGAACAAGACACAAUUGGCGUGCCAACGCAUAUUGCUGCAACAAGCUUCCAAAUGGUAGAAAACAAUGACUGCGGAUAUGAUAAUAAAUUCAGCAAUGCCAAACAAUUUUGCGCUUUACGCACAGAUGGACUUCGAAGUAUUUGUAAAUAUAGCGACAGUGGUGGCAUACUUAUAGAUGCAGACUCUAAAACACUGUUAGGUUUUAUAUCGUAUUGUGAUAAGAAUACUUGUGAGAUGGAGAAACCGACUGCUUUCACACGCAUUAGCUUCUAUGGAAACUGGAUUAAAGACCAAAUGGAAUCCAUGCUGAAUGUGCAGUCGAAAAAUAAUAAAAAAUUUCCAAUUGGGAAAUAGACAAUGCAUGACAUUUCUUAUAAAUACUUAUUAUAUAUGCCUUAAGGUCA
Messenger RNA from Scaptodrosophila lebanonensis, 800 nucleotides. Its product is annotated as granzyme M-like. The record is from RefSeq and is a predicted model, not a curated record. Lineage: Eukaryota; Metazoa; Arthropoda; Insecta; Diptera; Drosophilidae. The transcript is spliced from 2 exons. Gene Ontology annotation, molecular function: serine-type endopeptidase activity. Gene Ontology annotation, biological process: proteolysis. The coding region runs from base 40 to 750 and encodes 236 amino acids.